UCAGAAUGUAUGCUGGCUUCGUGAUAUCAUGAUGAAAAUUAAGAAACAAUAUAGCCGAUAUUUUUUCUAUUUAUUAUGAUGCCCACUAAGGCGAUGAGGCGACAUAGUAACGCACUGGCUGAAGCUGGACCUUACCACAUUCAUCAUAAUGUGAAUCUAGACUUCUAGUGAUUAAUCUGGCACUUGACGUCUACCCUCGACAUAAGAGAGUAUAAAGUCAUGGUCGCCCAAACCCCGCUUGGCCUAUUGGGCUGUUUGACAAAGUGGAAGUAGACAUACCGCGAAAAUGUUGGCUGGUUUCUUUCUCCUGUUGACAGGCUUCGCCGCUGCCCUGCCAGCUCACGAUGUAUCCGUUUCGGGUUCAGCUUCCAAGACUCUGACGGCUAGACAAAGCUUCCCGAGUACUUUUAAAUGGAGUUCGAGCGAAGCCCUCGUCGGUCCCAAGAGCGAUGGCCGUAAUAUUGCUGGAAUCAAAGAUCCAUCCAUCAUCUUCUACGAGGAUAAAUAUCACGUCUUCGCUAGCACGGCGUCAUCACCUGGCGGGUACAACCUGGUGUACUUUAGCUUCACAGACUUCGCAGAGGCGGGCAAUGCGACGUUUCACUACCUGGACCAGAGCCCGCUCGGAAAGGGGUAUCGCGCAGCUCCCCAAGUGUUCUACUUCGAACCACAAAGCCUCUGGUACCUCAUCUACCAGAAUAACAACGCGGCCUACUCCACCAACAAAGAUAUCAACGAUCCGUCUGGGUGGACAGCACCGAAGACAUUUUUCAGCAAUGUACCAUCAACUAUCAAUAAGUACCUUAGCGGUGGCUAUUGGGUCGAUAUGUGGGUGAUCUGCGAUGCUGAGAACUGCCAUCACUUUUCAUCGGACGAUAAUGGUCAUCUCUUCCGUGCGCAAACAUCUGUGAGCGACUUUCCUAAUAAGAUGGGCGAACCGGUCGUUGCGCUUCAGGAUUCGAAGAAUGCGCUAUUCGAAGCCUCGAACGUGUAUAAGAUAGGUGAUAGCGAAUACCUCUUAAUAGUUGAGGCGAUUAGUAGUGAUGGUGCGCGAUGGUUUCGAUCAUGGACGUCGGAUAGUCUAUCUAGGAAAUGGACUGCUCUCGCGGCUACCGAGUCCAACCCCUUCGCUCGUUCGAACAAUGUGGCGUUUACUGGGAAAACUUGGACUAAGAGUAUCAGUCAUGGAGAGAUGAUACGGGACAAAGUGGACCAGACGAUGACCAUUAGCCCGUGUAAUCUGCGUUACCUUUAUCAAGGUGUAGACCCAUCUGCCAGUGGCAAUUAUAAUUCUUUGCCAUGGAAGUUGGGUCUUCUUACGCAGACCAACUCGGCUUGUUAGGAUUGAAGGUCAUCCCAGAUAGAAGUCAUAGAAACAAUAUCCUUGUAUAUCGAGUUAACAUACCGGACCUACUCAUGAUCAUAAUCGUCUCUUAGAAUUCCUAAUAUUUCUGGAUAAUGCAUCGUAUCACCUGUGCUGUUUGCACCAUCGUGAACCCAGAGUGAGAUACCUAGGUAAUGCUUAGUUUAGAAAGCAGGC
Messenger RNA from Hypoxylon trugodes, 1540 nucleotides. RefSeq names its product glycosyl hydrolase family 62-domain-containing protein. The transcript has a single exon. Gene Ontology annotation, molecular function: alpha-L-arabinofuranosidase activity. The coding region runs from base 287 to 1342 and encodes 351 amino acids. The record is from RefSeq and is a predicted model, not a curated record. NCBI's taxonomy places the organism in Eukaryota, Fungi, Ascomycota, Sordariomycetes, Xylariales, Hypoxylaceae. Gene Ontology annotation, biological process: L-arabinose metabolic process.